AUGUCCACCAGCAAGGCCUCAGCUGAGGCUACUGCGGUGUCCGCGCCAGCAAAUCGCAGCUUUGGUUCGCGAGCUAAAACCCAUUACAAGAAGUGGUGGUGGGUGCAUCUGAUUGUCAUCAUCAUCGUGCUGCUGGUUGUCCUAUUGCCCGUCGUCUACGUCGGCUACCCCAAAAUCGCCCAGACGGACGUCAAUGAAUCCACCCUAAACAUCACCAGCAUGGUUAUCAGCGAUCCCACACCCGACUCAUUCCACCUCACCCAAACACAAGUAAUCGGCUCGCACGCCUCGUUCCAUCCACAGAUCUUCGCUUUCAGCGCUAGCGUCUCCCUCCUCGGCGCGGCCGCCCCCUUCGCCUCUGUGCAGGUGCCAGCGGUGCAAUCUAAGGAUGGGGCUGUGGUUGACAUCUCGCAGACGUUGAGCCUGAGCGAUGUGUCUGCAUUUGGCGACUAUGCGAAGGCGGUUAUGUUGAAUGAAGAGGUUGACCUGAAUAUUUAUGGGAAGCCUGUUUUGCAGGAGGGUGCCUUGCCGAAGACUACGGUUACGUAUAACAAGACCGUUACUAUGAAGGGUUUGAAUAAGCUCAAGGGCUUCAACGUCACCGAGUUCAAUAUCUUGGGCACGCAACCUGAUGGAACUAAUAUGAAUGGAACGGUGCUGAUUCCCAACCCGUCUGUCUUGACUCUCGCAAUGGGCAACCUAACCCUCGACCUCUCCGUCGCCGGUCAACCAAUGGGCCAGUCCUACCUGAAGAACCUCGUCCUGAAACCAGGCAACAAUACCAUCCCCAUGACCUCGAAAGUCGAUGACGCCGCAAUCAUCAAGUUGCUGGAGGGCGGUAACAAGUACUCGAGUGGGAUCAUCCCCUUCGACAUCACGGGGAACUCGAGUGUCUAUAAUGGUCAGAAUCUGCCUUAUUUCACUGCAGCGCUGGCGGCGAAUACGUUGACGGUUGAGUUGAAUGUUGGCAAGGCUCUUGGGUUGUCAUCGGGAACUUCCAGCAGCUAG
Penicillium lagena is the source of this 1008-nucleotide messenger RNA. RefSeq names its product DUF3712 domain-containing protein. The transcript is spliced from 4 exons. Gene Ontology annotation, cellular component: fungal-type vacuole membrane. NCBI's taxonomy places the organism in Eukaryota, Fungi, Ascomycota, Eurotiomycetes, Eurotiales, Aspergillaceae. Bases 1 to 1008 code for a protein of 335 amino acids. The record is from RefSeq and is a predicted model, not a curated record.